Molecule: messenger RNA, 1338 nt
Organism: Vicia faba (fava bean)
Lineage: Eukaryota; Viridiplantae; Streptophyta; Magnoliopsida; Fabales; Fabaceae
Source: the annotation of a GenBank genome assembly
AUGGUUGAUGAGGUGAAGAUCAUAGAACAAUGCCAAGUGAGUCCUCCACAAGGUUCACUUCCAUCUUCAAUCAAUCUUCCAUUAAGUCACCUUGAUCUUGGUUGGUUUUACUGCCCCCUCAAACAAAUUUACUGUUACAACUUUCCUCAUUCCACACAACACUUCCUUCAAACUUCACUCCCAAUUCUUAAAAGCUCUCUUUCCCUCACUCUUCAACAUUUCUUCCCUUAUUGUUCCAAAUCCAUUUUACCUCCUAAGCCUCAUACCCCUCACAUACUCUACACUCAAGACCCUUUUCUUCCCUUGACUCCUCCACCAACUAUUUUACAAGAUGGCACAUUGGUUUUUCCAGUCAUGGCCAUUCAAAUCACUAUUUUUCCAAACUUUGGAUUCACUAUUUGUCUCAAUACUAGACAUGAAGUUGGUGAUGGUAAAUCAUUUCAUCAUUUCCUUAGUUUUUGGUCCUCACUUUCAAAAGGAAACUUACAAAUUUCCUUUCUUCCAUUACCAUUUCACAAAAGAGAAAUAAUUCAAGACCCAAAAGGUCUUAAACAAAUUUGCUUAGAAAAACUUUGGAAUCCUCCACCUAAAACAACACAAUCUAAUAACUCCACCAAUCAUCUUAUUUCUUCAAGAAACAAUUUGGUUCGUUAUGGAUUAAAUUUAACACGUCACCACCUUGAUAAUUUGAAGAAAUGGAUGGAUAUAAAAGGCCAAACUAUUGGUCUUGACAUGUUGCAUUUGUCAACCUUUGUUGCUACAUGUUCUUUGUUAUGGGUUUGUAUGGUGAAACUUAAAUCACAAGAGAAAAAAAACAUCACUGAUGAUUCUAUUGAAGACGAGGUAACAAAUAAUUGUCCUCCCGAGAAUGAUAUGGAGGAUAACUAUGGUUUUGGAUUUCUAAUGGAUAUGCGUGGCCGUUUUGAACUUUCAAUUCCUUCCACAUAUUUUGGAAAUUGUUUGAUGCUAUGUGAUGCAACACUACCAAAGAGAAAGUUAGUGGGAGAGAAUGGUAUAUGUGAAGCAGCAAAUGUUAUUGGAAGAGAAAUUAGUUUGAGUGACCCUUUAAACGAAGUAAAUAAGAUUGAGAUAAAGCCAGAGAAUUUGAUUCGUGUUGUGGAUUUAUCCAAGUUUUAUGUGCAUGAAAAUGACUUUGGAUGGGGGAAUCCUGUUUUAAGGGAUGUGCUCAAUAUGAAUAAUUCAAGUGAUUUUCUUAUUAUGGAUUCUAAGGAUGGAGAUGGAGGCAUUGAUGUUGGGAUGAUACUAGAAAAAACUCAAGUGAAGAAAUUUAAUAGCAUCUUUGAACUACAACUUAAGGAUGUUGGGGUUCUCGAAUGA